This is a messenger RNA of Labrus mixtus (cuckoo wrasse), 2372 nucleotides long. Its product is annotated as voltage-gated potassium channel subunit beta-3-like. The record is from RefSeq and is a predicted model, not a curated record. NCBI's taxonomy places the organism in Eukaryota, Metazoa, Chordata, Actinopteri, Labriformes, Labridae. Gene Ontology annotation, molecular function: voltage-gated potassium channel activity; potassium channel regulator activity; transmembrane transporter binding. Gene Ontology annotation, biological process: potassium ion transport; regulation of potassium ion transmembrane transport. Gene Ontology annotation, cellular component: membrane; cytoplasm; voltage-gated potassium channel complex. The transcript is spliced from 14 exons. Bases 706 to 1899 code for a protein of 397 amino acids.
CUCUCUCUCUCCCUCACUCGCUCUCUCCCUCUCUCUCUCUCUCUCUCUCCCUCUCCCUCUCUCUCCCUCUCUCUCUCUCUCUCUCUCGCUCUCCCUCUCUCUCCCUCUCUCUCUCUCUCUCUCUCGCUCUCCCUCUCUGUCCCUCUCUCUCUCUGUCAGUGGAGUCCAGAGGACGGACGCUCGCUCUUCUCUUUUGGAGAUUCACUUCUGUCGUUGCUCUCCCUCCACGUCUGUAUUUUGUUCUCCUCUUUUUUUCGUUUUGUGGACACGUGGACGCUCUUCAUCUUCAUCAUCACCUGCAGCACCUUCAUCUUCAUCAUCACCUGCAGCACCUUCAUCGUCCACGCUUACACAGCCUCCUCCUCCUCCUCCUCCUCGGGACUCUGGCGGUGGGACUGUGUCCGGCUGAGGAUGGGAUGCUAGACACUGACUGAAAGUUGUAGUGUGUGUGUGUGUGUGUGUGUGUGUGUGUGUGUGUGUGUGUGUGUGUGUGUUGUCCUGUAGUGUGGCUCUGAUUGGCUGAUUGAUUUACACACAGCGAGACUCAAAGUUUACAUCCCACUCAUGAGUUCUUUCCAUCGUCACCAUAGCGACCGGCGACCUUGGUGGCAGCCACAGUUUCUUCAACAUGUUUUGAGACUUUUGAUCUCAGUGUAUAUAUAAAGUGUGUGUGUGGAGAGAGAGCUUGUUACCGUAGCAACCAGGAUGCAGGUGUCCAUAGCAUGUAACGUUGGUGGGGGUGGCGGCGGCGGGGGCGAUCAUCCGAUGAAGGAGCGGCGGGCGGCCAUGAACUCCAGCAACGCCCUCGCAAGUCUGACGAAGGUCAGGGCGGAGCCGUCAAACAGGCACACCCUGCUAGGCCACGCCCACAUGAAAGAGGCCAUCGGUCGUCAUAGCAACAUGAAGUACAGAAAUCUGGGGAAGUCUGGACUGAGAGUUUCCUGCCUGGGACUGGGAACAUGGGUGACAUUUGGCUCUCAGAUCUCUGAUGAGAUGGCGGAGAGUGUGCUGACGGUGGCCUACGACAGUGGAGUGAACUUGUUCGACACAGCAGAGGUCUACGCCUCGGGGAGGGCCGAGACGACUCUGGGAAACAUCCUGAAGAAGAAAGGAUGGAGGAGGUCGAGUUACGUGGUCACCACAAAGAUCUACUGGGGCGGACAGGCGGAGACAGAGCGAGGGUUGUCACGGAAACACAUCAUCGAAGGUCUGCGUGGAUCUCUGUCCAGGUUACAGCUGGACUAUGUGGACAUCGUCUUUGCUAACAGGAGUGACAUCAAUGCACCGAUGGAGGAGGUGGUCCGAGCGAUGACCUUUGUGAUCGAUCAGGGGAUGGCCAUGUACUGGGGAACGUCCCGCUGGAACGCUGUGGAGAUCAUGGAGGCGUACUCUAUAGCUCGUCAGUUUAAUCUGGUUCCUCCGGUGUGUGAGCAGGCAGAGUAUCAUUACUUCCAGAGAGACAAAGUGGAACUCCACCUGCCAGAGCUCUACCACAAGAUAGGCGUCGGAGCCAUGACCUGGUCCCCGUUAGCCUGCGGCCUGCUGACAGGGAAGUACAACGAGGGAGUCCCUGAGAGCUCCAGAGCUGGCCUGAAGGGCUACGCGUGGCUGAAGGAGCGUCUCUGCAGCGAUGAAGGGAAGAAGCAGCUCAGUAAAAUCAAAGAGCUCCACCUGCUGGCCAACAAACUGAAGUGCACGGCUGCUCAGCUGGCUAUAGCGUGGUGUCUCCGCAGUGAGGGAGUCAGCUCGGUUCUGCUCGGGGUGUCAAACACAGAUCAGCUGUUGGAGAACCUCGGUUCUAUCAGGGUUCUCACUCAGCUGACUCCGCCCCUCGUUGCUGAGAUGGACGCGUUGCUCGGCAACAAGCCUCGAGACGGCAAGAAGGAGGCAAGGAGCUGAGGAGGAGAAAAGAAGGAAGGAAGGAAGGAAGGAAAAAAAAAAAGUUGAACAAUCAAACCCUCAGAGAAAUGAGAAAAACAAGAUGGCCGACUGGAAGGACCAACUCUGAGGAGCAAUAAUCGUAUUUAUUCUUCAGACGUCGUCGUCGUCGUGGAGACCAGCUCCUGCACACGCUCAGAAAUAUAUCAGAAGUAUUUAUUCUUAUAAUAACCUGAAGACGCUCGGCCUCGUUCCGCAGCUGUCACCACGGCAACAGCUGGACAUCUGCAGUCUUUAAUCAUCACUUAUGUUUGAUUUGAUUUUGGCAAUCAUGGGCUUCCGUACUUUAUGCACUUGUGAUUUUAUAUCAAAGUACGAGUCCUCUUUGACCUGUGAGACCCGGCCGGUCUUCUUUAAAGGGUUAAACACAAAUGAAACGCUCUGCAUAUUGAGUCUAAAGGUAAUGACUCCACAUCACAACAUUGAGCUUUUCA